Messenger RNA from Staurois parvus, 372 nucleotides. The record is from the annotation of a GenBank genome assembly. NCBI's taxonomy places the organism in Eukaryota, Metazoa, Chordata, Amphibia, Anura, Ranidae.
GAUUCACAGCCGGCACUCGGUGAUCGUCGGCAAAGCUGACAGGGGAGAGAACUGUGUGUAAACAACACAGAUCUCUCUCCUGUCAGCAUCAUGGACAUGCUGCUUUGUAUCUCUCUGCACAGCUAAGUGAUACAAAGCAGCAUGUCUCCCAAGUAAAACAGCACACAAUAUAAAACACACAGCACGCAGUUAACCCUUUGAUCACCCCAGAUGUUAACCCCUUCUUUCCCAGUGUCAUUAGUAAAGUGUCAGUGCUUUUUAUUAGUACUGAUCACUGUAUUAGUGUCACUGGGGAUGUCAGUGGCAGUUAGUCAGUUCCCACCAAGUGUCAGAAUGCCCACUGCAGUCCCACAGUCCCGCUAUAAGUUGCUG